AGGUAGUCUGUGCGAUGGACCACCCGAUCCGACCCGCACAAGUUCAGGCUGGAACCGGAUCCGGCCAGUUCGCUGCAGGUCAACUCACGAUGAUCCUAGAAUCGUCCACCUCGUGAUCGGCGAAUCCGCUGUCUACGCGCUAAACUGCCCGGGAGUAACGAUCCGGUCACCAAAUCAUCUCAGCUCGAGCAAUUCGCUCUCACCACGUAUAAAGCAGUGGCCAAGAAGCCAAGCCAAGCAGCAGCAGAGCAUCCUACCUACCACGACCAAACAGAGGAGGUGAGGGGCCUCGAGCGAAGAAGCCCGGAGGCAUGGCGGCUGGUGGCGGCGGCGGCGUGGUGAAGCACAUCCUGCUGGCGCGCUUCAAGGAGGACGUGACGCCGGAGCGAUUGGACCAGCUCAUCCGGGGCUACGACAGGCUCGUGGGCGUUGUCCCCCCCAUGAAGGCCUUCCACUGGGGAACUGAUGUGAGCAUAGAAAACAUGCAUCAAGGGUUCACGCAUGUCUUUGAGUCCACAUUCGAAAGCACAGAAGGAAUCAAGGAGUACAUUGAGCACCCUGCACAUGUUGAAUUCGCAAAUGAGUUCUUGCCUGUAUUGGAGAAGGCCCUCAUAAUUGAUUACAAACCGACUUCUGUCAAUUAAUGGUGGACUAUGGAGAACCUGGGGGAGCUUUUCUCAAUUCUCAUCAUCAAUAUCCUUGUACUGUUUCUCAGAGAAUUCCAUUUGAUUCUACAAUAUACACUUUGUGUUGAAUAAGUCGGUUCUGCUUGGUUUCCUUGUUGAGAAUAAAUUGAGUUUCCUGUAACUGCAGUUGUAAUAACUUUGAACUUUUUUUUGUUCGUAUCAGAAUUACGUUUCCAAAGACUCCUAUACUGUCUGCUAUCUGUGCA
This is a messenger RNA of Setaria italica (foxtail millet), 892 nucleotides long. Its product is annotated as stress-response A/B barrel domain-containing protein HS1. The transcript has 2 exons. Lineage: Eukaryota; Viridiplantae; Streptophyta; Magnoliopsida; Poales; Poaceae. Gene Ontology annotation, biological process: pollen tube adhesion. The record is from RefSeq and is a predicted model, not a curated record. The coding region runs from base 312 to 644 and encodes 110 amino acids.